Engraulis encrasicolus (European anchovy) is the source of this 2915-nucleotide messenger RNA. RefSeq names its product cAMP responsive element binding protein 3-like 3b (gene creb3l3b). NCBI's taxonomy places the organism in Eukaryota, Metazoa, Chordata, Actinopteri, Clupeiformes, Engraulidae. The record is from RefSeq and is a predicted model, not a curated record. Gene Ontology annotation, molecular function: RNA polymerase II cis-regulatory region sequence-specific DNA binding; DNA-binding transcription factor activity, RNA polymerase II-specific. The transcript has 11 exons. Bases 306 to 1583 code for a protein of 425 amino acids. Gene Ontology annotation, cellular component: nucleus. Gene Ontology annotation, biological process: regulation of transcription by RNA polymerase II.
GAUUAACCACGCCACGCCAGACCUGUAUAGACGCCACACUUCUUCUUGUACCGGUAUUUGACAGUCAGAAUAAAGUGUGUUUCUCUACCAUAGGACCAGGAGACCCAGUUACCUCUGUGGAGCUGCCUAACUACAGUACCUACACAACCAGGAGGGCCUUACUCCCACAACAACCUCGUCCAUACUCUUUUCAUUUGGACGUCUUUGUUUGGGACUGGACUACUCAGGGAGGGAUAGACAAGGACUGAACAGCAACAGGAGAAGAGGACUGAGUUGUGGUUCUACCUCGACUCUAGUCCACUACGAUGGCUCUGGAGUCCAGCCAGCUGGACUGUGGGAGAUUGGAGCUGUUGGAUCUCCUCAUGGAGCAGCAGUCCGUCCCCGUGAGCCAUCAUCACCAAGGUCACAGCUACCAUGACGACCACAGCUGGCCAGUCACAGACCUCCAGCAGCCCUUGUCUCCAGUGACUGGAAUGGAAGACUUGCUUGGCCUCUGGACCCCAUCCCCCUCUGACAGUGGGAUCAGCGAUGACCCCCAGUCUGACACACUUGACAGCUCGUACCAGCAGCAGCAGCACCAUCAUCAUCAUCAUCAGCAGCAGCAGCAGCAGCAAUCACUGAUCACAGAGAUGCUACUAGACAGAUCGGAACCAGACAUUUCCAUUGACCUAGGGGAAUGGGACCCAGCCUUCUUCUCCAGUCCACCAGCCCAAACACAGCUGAUUAAAUCAAGCUUCCCCCUCACCGUCAAAGACCUGCUGCUGUCAGGAACCGCAGAGCAGUCUAAGCAUGGCAGUGCGAGCUCUCAGCAGGACCUGGUGCUCAAUGAGGACGAGAGGAAGCUGCUGGCCAAGGAGGGAGUCAGCCUCCCCUCACAGCUACCACUCACUAAGUACGAGGAGAAGAUUCUGAAGAAGGUUCGCAGAAAGAUCCGGAACAAGCAGUCUGCACAGGAGAGCAGGAAAAAGAAGAAAGAAUACAUUGAUGGCUUAGAAGCCAGAAUGGCAGCAUGCAACGCACAGAACCAAGAGCUGCAGCGAAAAGUGUGUCAGCUGGAGAAAAACAACACGUCUCUGAUGGAGCAGCUGCGUAAACUGCAGAGUCUGUUCAUGUCCAGUGGCAAUAAACCAGCACAAACUGGAACCUGUUUAUUGGUGUUACUGCUGUCCUUCUCUCUGAUCCUGUUCCCCAGCUUAAAGCCCCUGUCACGCAGCAGAGCCGCAGACGUCAGCUCAACCCACGUUCACUCCCGGUCCCUGCGCUCGGUGGUGGAGGUACCUGCCUUCUCCCCUCCGCUCCCCCUGAAGGUAGAGUUGGGUGCUGCAGCCACCCUGCUACCGAAGGCUCCCUCUACAGCCAGGCUGUAUGCCGACAUGGACCUGGGCACACAUGUUGCCGAGCGCAACCACAGUAACCUGGACAACCACCUGGUGCCCACCACUCACCCUGACCUCCACGCGCACCCACACGACCCAAUCACCGGCCACCCUGACCACCACGCGCACCCCCACGACCCAAUCACCGGCCACACGGGGCAGAGAGGCGGGGCCAUCGCCUGGAGCGGCCAUCAUGACGACAAAUAGAGAUGGGGGAAGCAGAGACUAGACUACCUAUGGCAACCUAGUCAAAGAAUUUAUUCUGCACAAUGGGAGUCGAGCAUGUACUGUCUGUCUGCCCUACCUGAAGUGAGUCGUAUGUGUACUUCAGACUCUCAAGUGAAGGCGUUUGAGAUGGUGGAUUGAGGGGUAAAAAGUGAAAUGGCCGGCACAUUUACAAUGUUUUUUCAACAUUGUAGAACUAUUAGAGAUUGCGAUUGCCUCACUGGGGAAAACAGGAGAGGUGACAUGUAAAUACACCAUCUUAAAUAGGGAAAUAAAAGCAUUCCUGAAUCAAAAAGUACAUUUGCCAAGUCUCUCAAGUGAAGGCUUUGUGACAGUGUAUAUUGAGAGAUAAAUUGUGAAAUGCCCAUCAGCUAUAAUGAUAGCAUUUACAAGACUUAAGUAGAUUGUAGAUCUACUUCAGAUUGAUAUUACCUCAGGAGAGAUGGCUUCUUCUAAAUACACUGUUAUAAAUCAGGAAAUAGGCCUUCCCGAAUCAAAAAUCAAAAGGUACAUAUGUGUAUCUACGAGUCACAUUGGGUAAUAGAUUGGAUUCCCUCCAUGGAUAUAGCAGAAGGACACUGUAUUCUUUAGAGCUCGCCUGUUGCCACAGAAACAUCUUUGCUAGCACUGGUGUCAUGCUGGCCUGUGGUAUUAUAUGGCAUGUGGUCAGGGCACCUGACUGAUUUCACAGGGCCUGGGACAAAGUCAUUUGACAGGGCCCCCGCAACCAAUACAUACAAUGUCAUGAGGACCCAAUUCUGGGCCCCUUCUUUCCCAGGGCCCGGGACAACUGACCACUUUGAACCCCCCUUGUCGGCUUCCCUGCAUGUGGUUAUCACAAAGGUCCAAAGAUGAUAGGUCUACUUGCUACCACACUAAAGCCCUUCGAUGUCUACUACAGCCUUAUGCAACUGUACAAUGUGGAGAGGCUGAUGUACAGUACGUACAGUGUAUUUAACAAAGAAAACUCUCAGUAUGAUUGAGAACUCUGCGCCAUCUGUCAACGUGUCAGGGAGAUGUAUGAUCUCGCUGCAAAUAUGGCAGAUAUUUGAAGCUUUCAGAUUAAGCGCCAGAACUUUGUGGAAAAAAAACCUCAGAGUACAUGGUUGAAAACUUUGUAACUUUGGAGAAUAUAACUGGAGUACCUUAUAAGCACUAUUGGAUUGAAAAGCCUGAAAACUUUGUUUAAAAAUGUUUUGAGAUAUGUGGACUUUGUAAAAGAACUCUUUAUAAAGAGGAUGACUGACAACUCUGUAUGAUAUGCCAUUACUGUAUAUGCAUGACUAAAAAUUGUGUGAAUUCUCAGAAUUAAAA